CGCGGGCCGGACUCAGCCGGGGCGGCGGGGAGGGCGCCGCCCGAGGGGGUAGGGCGGCCGCGGGGGCGCGCUCGGGCCGGGCCGCGCGCCCUGCGCUGGGUUCGCUCGCUCGCUCGCGCCCUCCUUCCUCGGCAGCGGCGGCGGCAGUACAGGCGGCGGCGGCGGCCGGGGAGCAGACAUGGCGGCCGACCUGAACCUGGAGUGGAUCUGCUCGCUGCCGCGCUCCUGGACGUACGGGAUCACCCGGGGCGGCCGCGUCUUCUUCAUCAACGAGGAGGCCAAGAGCACCACCUGGCUGCACCCGGUCACCGGCGAGGCCGUGGUCACCGGGCACCGGCGGCAGAGUACAGAUUUGCCCACUGGCUGGGAAGAAGCAUAUACGUUUGAAGGUGCAAGAUACUAUAUAAACCAUAAUGAACGGAAAGUGACCUGUAAGCAUCCAGUCACAGGACAGCCGUCCCAGGACAAUUGUAUAUUUGUUGUGAAUGACCAGACUGUUGCAACCAUGACAUCUGAAGAAAAGAAGGAGAGACCCAUAAGUAUGAUAAAUGAAGCUUCCAACUACAACAUGGCCUCAGACUAUGCAGCGCAUCCUAUGAGCCCUGUGGGCAGGACGUCACGGGCCUCCAAAAAGGUUCAUAAUUUUGGAAAAAGGUCCAAUUCGAUUAAGAGGAAUCCUAAUGCGCCUGUGGUCAGGCGCGGCUGGCUGUAUAAGCAGGACAGUACCGGCAUGAAGCUGUGGAAGAAGCGCUGGUUUGUGCUUUCUGACCUUUGCCUUUUUUAUUACAGAGAUGAGAAGGAAGAGGGCAUUCUGGGAAGCAUCCUGUUACCUAGUUUUCAGAUAGCCAUGCUUACUGCUGAGGACCACAUCAAUCGCAAAUAUGCUUUUAAGGCAGCCCAUCCAAACAUGCGGACCUAUUAUUUCUGCACCGAUACAGGAAAGGAAAUGGAGCUGUGGAUGAAGGCCAUGUUAGAUGCUGCCCUGGUGCAGACAGAACCUGUGAAAAGAAUUACCUUUAAUUUCCGAGUGGACAAGAUUACAACUGAGAGUGCAUCAACUAAAGAAACCAAUAGCAUUCCCAACCACAGAGUUCUCAUUAAACCAGAGGUCCAAAACAAUCAGAAAAAUAAGGAAAUUAGCAAGAUUGAAGAAAAAAGGGCCUUAGAAGCUGAAAGAUACGGAUUUCAGAAGGAUGGUCAAGACAGGCCAUUAACAAAAAUUAACAGUGUAAAGCUGAACUCCCUGCCAUUGGAAUAUGAAAGCGGGCCAGCCUGCCCACCCCAGAAUGUGCACUACAGACCCAUCAAUGUGAAUAGUUCAGAUGGCAAAACAGUGAAUGUCAGCUUGGCAGAUGGCCGGGGUGGAAGUCACCCAAAUGCAGGGCCUCUACCCACAGAAGCUGAUCGAGUCAUUCAGAGAACAAAUUCGAUGCAGCAGUUGGAGCAAUGGAUUAAAGUCCAGAAAGGACGGGGUCUUGAAGAAGAGCCCAGGGGAGUAAUUUCUUAUCAAACAUUGCCAAGAAAUAUGCCAAGCCACCGAGCCCAGGCUAUGGCCCGAUACCCUGAAGGUUACCGAACACUCCCAAGAAACAGCAAGACCAGACCUGAGAGUAUCUGCAGCGUGACCCCUUCUGGUCAUGAGAAGACAGGGCCUGGAGCAGAGGAGAAGCGGCGGUCCAUGAGGGAUGACACCAUGUGGCAGCUGUAUGAGUGGCAGCAGCGCCAGUUUUACCACAAGCAGAGCACCCUUCCUCGGCACAGCUGCGUGAGCAGCCCAAAGGCCAUGGUGAACGUUUCUGACCAGACCAUGCACUCCAUCCCCACAUCACCUUCCCAUGGGUCAGCUGCCUACCAGGGCUUCUCUCCUCAACGGACAUACAGGUCAGAAGUGUCCUCACCGAUCCAGAGAGGAGAUGUGACGAUAGACCGCAGGCACAGGGCCCAUCACCCUAAGCAUGUCUAUGUACCUGACAGAAGGUCAAUGCCAGCUGGCUUAACAUUACCGGCUGUUAGCCAUCAGAGCCUCCAAGGCAGAACGCCAGAGGAGCUUACGCUGCUGCUAAUAAAGCUGAGACGGCAGCAAGCCGAGCUGAGUAGUAUCCGGGAGCAUACCUUAGCACAGCUCAUGCAGCUGAAGCUUGAGGCCCACAGCCCAAAGAAUGAAAUUCUUUCACAUCAUCUUCAAAGGAACACCAUAUAUUUGGAUCAUCAGAUGAAAGAAAAUGAACCUAUUAUCACCAUGGUUCACACAAUGAUUGAGAACUCGGCGCUAAGACCACAACUGUACCAACAAUUCUUAAGACAGAAGAACAAGAUAAGUCUCUAUUGUCUUUCACAAGAUGAAUGUAGAGGCACAUUAUACAAAUACAGACCUGAAGAAGUAGAUAUUGAUGCCAAAUUAAGCAGAUUGUGUGAACAGGAUAAAGUGGUCCGUGCUCUGGAGGAGAAGCUGCAGCAGCUCCACAAGGAGAAAUACACGCUGGAGCAAGCCUUGCUGUCAGCCAGCCAAGAGAUCGAGAUGAAUGCAGAUAACCCAGCUGCCAUUCAAACUGUGGUGCUUCAGAGGGAUGACCUGCAGAACGGGCUGCUGAGCACGUGUCGGGAGCUCUCGAGAGCCACUGCAGAGCUGGAACGAGCCUGGAGAGAAUAUGACAAGUUAGAAUAUGACGUGACUGUUACCAGGAACCAGAUGCAAGAGCAGCUUGAUCGCCUGGGGGAAGUGCAGAGCGAAUCGGCAGGAAUUCAGCGGGCACAAAUUCAGAAAGAACUGUGGAGAAUUCAAGAUGUCAUGGAGGGGUUGAGCAAACACAAACAACAAAGAGGCUCUUCAGAAACAGUAGGUCUGGCAGGAUCAAAGCCUUUCUCAGCAGUUAAGUACAAAAGUGAGGAAGAGGAAGUAGUCCCACCUCGGCCUCCACUUCCUCGGUCUUAUGACUUUACAGAGCAGCCUCCCAUAAUCCCCCCUCUGCCCAGUGAUAGCAGCUCCUUGCUCUGUUAUAGCAGGGGCCCCGUGCAUCUGCCUGAAGAAAAGAAGAUUCUUCAAGUUCAAGGAUAUCCAAGAAAUGGAUCUCACUGUGGUCCAGAUUAUAGACUCUACAAGAGUGAGCCAGAGUUAACCACAGUGGCAGAAGUUGAUGAAUCUAAUGGAGAAGAAAAGUCAGAGCCAGUUUCUGAGACGGAGGCUCCAGCUGUUAAAGGUUCCCACUUCCCAGUUGGAGUUCCUCUGAGAACGAAGUCUCCCACGCCCGAGUCCUCGACCAUAGCUUCCUAUGUGACCUUGAGGAAGACUAAGAAGAUGGUGGAGCUAAGAACGGAAAGACCAAGAAGUGCAGUGGAACAGCUCUGUCUGGCUGAAAGUACUCGACCAAGGAUGACUGUGGAAGAGCAGAUGGAGCGAAUCAGGAGACACCAGCAGGCCUGCCUAAGGGAGAAGAAGAAAGGACUGAAUGUUGUUAGUGCUUCUGACCAGUCGCCCUCACAAAGCCCCUCGAAUGUGAGGGAUAAUCCUUUCAGGGUCACUCAGACUCUUAGAAGGGAUGAUAAUGUUAAGGAGCUGGACACCAUCCACAGAGAAAAUGAUGUAAAGCCAGACCAUGAAACUCCAGCAGCAGAAACUGUUCACCUAGAAGAAGCUGAACCCCAGAAUGCAGCCAUCGGCAGAAAGCUUAGAAGAUCUGAAACUGUUUUUUAUGAAAUGCUUUUUACACCUGAGCCAAAUGGAAUGAAUUCUGAGGGAGUGAUGGAUAAAGAAAGGCAUAAAGAGCCGGUGCCUGAAGACGGUUCAUGCAGCCCUCAAGAAGAGGUGGCCAUGACGAACCACCAGGCGGAAGGCCCUCCUGAAGAAGCAGAGAGUCUUCAUGAAGAGGAGGAAACUCUUGCUUCUUAUGAGCCAGCUCCUGAGAUUCCUACAGAGAACCAAACCACAGCUGCACUGAUGUCUGUUGAGAGCACACAGAGCUGAAGCUGUGGACCCUCAGCAAUGUAAGAAGAUGUACAGUAUACCUUAAAUCUAUGAAAUUCAUAGUUCUGAUGCUUCUGACCACAGGGCAUCGUUUUAUCACCUUUGGAAAAUGUUUAUUCCAAAAUAGCUUUAAUGGCCCAUCUGUGCACUCCGUAGUCUGAAGGUCACCAUUCUCCACGCUUGCUGCUAUGAGUUCAGAGCACAUCAGUCAAGGUGCUUUCUCCGUACGCUCCAUCCAGAGCUUGCUUAGUUGCAGUUCCCAGAAUUGGAUGCUUAAUUCUAGGUGGAUUUACGUUUCUUUUGCUUUUCAGUAAAGCUCUACUUCCCUGUGAAGCUUGUUUUCUUUCCUUUUUUUUUUUUUU
Molecule: messenger RNA, 4323 nt
Organism: Psammomys obesus (fat sand rat)
Lineage: Eukaryota; Metazoa; Chordata; Mammalia; Rodentia; Muridae
Gene: Plekha5
Product: pleckstrin homology domain containing A5
Exons: 31
Coding region: 179-3961 (1260 amino acids)
Cellular component (GO): cytosol
Molecular function (GO): protein binding; phosphatidylinositol-3,5-bisphosphate binding; phosphatidylinositol-5-phosphate binding
Source: RefSeq, a predicted model, not a curated record